This is a messenger RNA of Humulus lupulus (European hop), 483 nucleotides long. RefSeq lists its product as uncharacterized. The coding region runs from base 1 to 483 and encodes 160 amino acids. The transcript has a single exon. The record is from RefSeq and is a predicted model, not a curated record. NCBI's taxonomy places the organism in Eukaryota, Viridiplantae, Streptophyta, Magnoliopsida, Rosales, Cannabaceae.
AUGCCCAAUUAUGUGAAGUUCUUGAAGGAUAUUUUGACAAAGAAGAGGAGACUGGGAAAAUUUGAAAUGGUUGCUUUGACAGAAGGUUGUAGUGAUAUUUUGAAGAAUAAAAUUCGACCUAAGUUGAAGGAUCUAGGCAGCUUCAUAAUUCCUUGUUCUAUUGGUGGUAGAGAUGUUGGUAGAACCCUUUGUGAUUUGGGGGCUAGUAUUAAUAUGAUGCCUAUGUAUAUUUUCAAGAAGUUUAGAAUCAGAAAAGCAAGGCCAACCACUGUCACUUUGCAAUUAGUGAACCUUUCUAUGGCACAUAUGGAAGGAAAGAUUGAAGAUGUGCUAGUGCAAGUUGAUAAAUUUAUUUUUCUGGCAGAUUUUUUUAAUCUUAUUUAUGAAGAGGAUAGAGAUGUUCUAAUCAUUUUGGGGAGGCCAUUUCUUGCUACCCGAAGGACUUUGAUAGAUGUGAAAAAAGGAGAGCUUGAGGGUGAAUGA